AUGGCUACCCAGUACUACCCGUCUUCCCUCGGAUUCAUCCACAAUCUCAAAGCCUUGUCGAAAAAGGAUCGACAUGUUAGGUUGGCUCCAAGAGGCUCUGAAGGGUCCAUCUGGCCAUGCCAGGUCACCCAUGCUGACAAUAAAGUCGUGGUGGAGCUCCCCAAUCACUACUACGAGCCUAUUCAGGCUUUCACCUGGAGAGAAAAGGCGAUCCGGCUGGUGCUUCACUUCAAGAAGAAGGAGGAGGUGGAGGUGGAAGAGCCGCUGGUGGAGAAUCUGACCAUGAUCCUCGCAUAUAUGAACAGGGUUUUCGUUCAAGUAGUUGCGGAGGCGAAGAAAGUCAAACGCAGAGAUCGCACACUCGAUUGGCGAAGUCCGACAUUCGACAACUACUUAUUGAUAGAAUAUUUCGUGCGGCGCCAUGAACCGGCCCAGGUGAGGAAUUACAGACGCAACAACGACCACAACAUCAACCGCGCCAGCAUUGCAGAGGUUGACUGGGUUCACCAUGAGCGCGCCCUGGGUGAGAUGUGGUAUGGGAGCCGGACUCAGUUCGAAAUGGAUGAGAAAAUGAAGACUGUGGAUGUGGCAAGGAAACUGAUCGACGUGAUGGUGGACUUCUAUGAUCCAGUGGAGGAUGAGGACCCUGACUUCGGAUACACGUACAAAGAACAUCUACAAGGCAGCGCUGCAGAUAAAGGCAAGGGAAAGGCAGGGAGAGGGAGAGGGAGAUGA
Messenger RNA from Pisolithus orientalis, 735 nucleotides. RefSeq lists its product as uncharacterized. Bases 1 to 735 code for a protein of 244 amino acids. NCBI's taxonomy places the organism in Eukaryota, Fungi, Basidiomycota, Agaricomycetes, Boletales, Pisolithaceae. The transcript is spliced from 3 exons. The record is from RefSeq and is a predicted model, not a curated record.